Molecule: messenger RNA, 1808 nt
Organism: Fukomys damarensis (Damara mole-rat)
Lineage: Eukaryota; Metazoa; Chordata; Mammalia; Rodentia; Bathyergidae
Gene: Pagr1
Product: PAXIP1 associated glutamate rich protein 1
Exons: 3
Coding region: 882-1643 (253 amino acids)
Source: RefSeq, a predicted model, not a curated record
AAAAAAAAAAAGGACCAAAGCUCCCAGCUGCCGGGAGUGACAGAGGAGCGGGGAGGAUCGAUACUUAUUUUCUAAGAGGACCGGGGAGGUUUGUUGCACGCGACAGCCUGCUGAAGAGGCAGAGAGGCAGCUGCGACGCGGUUCGGAGUUGUCGGAGUUUUCUUAAAAAAAAAAAAAAGUUGGGGAGAAAACUAAAAUUGCUUUAAAACUAGAUAUAUAAAACUGAUUUCCCCCUUUUGUAUGCUGGAUGCUGCAUGAGUCUGAAACACCAAUAAACGAAGACUGCAUGACUCGCCUCCAGUCUCGGUCUCUGCGUUCGACUGCCCCGCCGUUUGUCUGCCUCCGGGUAGAACCGACUGGGUGGUAUACGCAUGCGCCUUCGCAGUAGCCAUCUUUACUGUGGGCUGAAGCCUGAACUGCCCGAGGGCCUACCUACGCAUGUGCAAGCCAUCCCUCGCUUUCCUUUUCCGAGUAGCUUUGACUGACGAGCGGAGCCUCCCGCGCCAUUUCUUUGCGCGUGCGUCCUGUCGCCCUGCGCAGCCCGGGUAGCGAGUCUUAGCCCCGGGUGUGUACGGCGGCUGAUUUGACUCCGAGGUCUGGGCAGAGGGCGCAGGUUCCCAGUGUGGACAGGGGCAGAGUGAAGGCGGGAAGACUGGGUUUCAGCAUCCACGGAUCCGGUCCGUGGCGCGGGGCCCUUACUGCAGGGGAUCGAGGGCCCCUCCUGGGGGCGGCACGUUAGCCACGGAGACAGCUGUUGGAACCUGAUUGGCUGCGGAGGAUCUCCUAAAUCCUACAGGGCAGGGCGGGGCGGGGCGGGGCCGGGCAACCCCGGCUGGGUACGUCAGGCCUCCGGUGGGGCUGGGCCCCUUCCCUAGUAGCCCAUGUCUCUUGCACGGGGUCUUGGAGAUAUUGCGGCCACGACAACGGCUCCUCAGACUGAAGAAGGGGAAGUGACUUCCGGCCUUCAGGCUCUGGCAGUGGAGGAUACCGGAGGCCCCUCUGUCUCGGCCAGUAAGGCCGAGGAAGAGGGAGAAGGCCAGGAGAAGGCCGAGCGUGUGGGAUCCGGGGCCGAGGAAGCAAAAGGAGAAGCCCUUACCACGGGAAGAGAGGAGCAAGCCGAAGGAGACUUCGAGGACUGGUGCGUGCCCUGCAGCGAUGAGGAGGUGGAGCUGCCUGCGGAUGGGCAGGCCUGGAUGCCUCCGCCCUCUGAAAUCCAGCGGCUCUACGAACUGCUAGCAGCUCACGGUAACCUGGAGCUUCAAGCGGAGAUCCUGCCCCGCCGGCUGCCUACGCCCGAGGCCCAGAGUGAAGAGGAAAGAUCCGAUGAGGAGCCGGAGGCCAAAGAGGAAGAGGAGGCAAAACCACACGUACCCACUGAAUUUGACUUCGAUGAUGAACCAGUGACGCCGAAGGACUCCCUAAUCGAUCGGAGACGCACCCCAGGAAGCUCAUCCCGGAGCCAGAAAAGGGAGGCCCGCCUGGACAAGGUCCUCUCAGACAUGAAGCGACACAAGAAGCUGGAGGAGCAGAUCCUUCGCACUGGGAGAGACCUCUUCAGUCUAGACUCAGAGGACCCCAGCCCCCCCAGCCCCCCACUCCGGUCCUCGGGUAGUAACCUGUUUACCCGGCAGCGGAAAUACUGAACAAUGACUGCUGCUGCUACUGCCUGCAAGGUGCAGAGACUGUGGACCUGCCCCUGUUGGGCCUGGUCCCUCCUCCCUUCCUAAACCAGGACCCUGGAAAAUUUGGGAAGGAGCUCCCAACACAGCACCUUUCGGGAAAGAAUGUGUGUGUGUUUUCUGUUGACC